ACUAAAUAAAAAUUCAUGGUCUCCUUUUCAUUUUACAGCUGUAUUAGUGGGGCAGAUAAUAUCAAACACCAGAAUAUAGUGGAUCUUUUUGGAGAGAUUGACCCCAAAGAAUCUAAACACAGGCGUACUGACAGGUCUGUGUUGUGUUGUUUGCUGAAAGCAGAGGCUGGGAAGUCAUGGCCACGACUCACCAAGGAUAAGGCAAAGUGCAACUGGCUAAGUGUGGACUUCAAUAAUUGGAAAGAUUGGGCAGAUGACUCGGAUGAGGACUUGUCCAGUUUUGACAAAUUCUCUGAGAUGAUGAACAGUAUGGGAGGAGAUGAUUUACCGGACUUUGAUGGUGCAGAUGACGAGCAUGAUUCUGCAGACAGUGAUGAUGAAAAAAUGCCUGACCUUGAGUAGAUGAACAGGGAUGCCACCUCAGUAGUAAAUAAAGUGAGUUUGGAGGAGGGACUAUACAUGAGUUGGUAGACAGGCUGGAGAAGAAACCUCAUCUCUCUGUUUCCAAAGAGAAACUCCUCCAAGAAGUGACUGGGAAUGACUGUUGGAUACAGACAUGCACAGAGAUCCUGGGCGAUGUACAGUGCUGUGCUUUGCUGUUCUGCAUGAACAAUUCUGUUCAAAUUAAAAUGUUGUUCGUUGACUUCAGUGACUGUAAUGGGGCGUGCCUAUGUCUUACACUUUCUCUGUUUUUUGCGCUGGCCUUUUAUGUAUUGAACAUGGUGAUUUAUAAUGGAAAAACUCAAAAUUCCUUUUUUUUUUUAAAGGUUUGUUUUAUUUUUAAUGACAUAUCCUCCCUUCAUGUUUGUAAAGUGAAUUGGCAUUUUAAGUGAAAACGCAAGGAGCUUUUGUUGUGUUUGUUAGUUUAGACCACAUUAAUCCUAGAUACGUUUUUCACCAGUUAUACAGCUUCUUGAGAAAGUGGAAUAGAGAAGGAUUUUCUUUAAAAAAAAAUGUGCAGUUUGCCAGAAGGCACAAUGGGAAACCCGAGCUGGGAUUUGAUCUGUUAUUUUGCUUUACAGUCCUCUUCUAGUCCACCCCAACAUGAAGCUGUGAACAGUGGUCCAACAGGAAGAUGUUGCACCAUUCUCAUUUCUCCACUCCUCCGCAGUAGCCUGUAACUCUUUUAGCGUUGUCACUGUGUCUUGAUGGCUUUCCUCACUCCUCUCCUUCCAGCAGAGUCACUGAUUUUCAGAUCUGCUUACUUGACUCAUAUUUGCCCCACAGUACCAUAAGUUUUGUAUUUCCUAAUGAUUGAUGUGAAUGAAGUCCAAGACCUUUUCAGACUUGGAAGUGAUCAUGUAUCCACCCAGACAUGUGUCAAGAGAACUGGCUGUAAAGGUGAUGAUUUAAUCCUUAUGUUUUGGAUAAAUGGCCCCUGUCCCAAUUUUUUUAUUAUUAUUGAAGCUGUUACAGGUCUGAAAUGCAGGAAUGGAUGUGUAUUAACAAAUGUAGUUGUCCACACAAAUCAUGAAAUAUCUUGUGUUCAUACUGUCUGCAAUGAAACAGUAGUCAAAGUAAAUGUGAGAAUCAAUGCUUCCCCCCAACAGCAAAAUAAAAUAUAAACUCUGAUGGUCUGAAUAUUUUUGGACCAUCACAGUUUAGAUUUCUGGCCCUAACUGAUUAGUUGCCCAGAGCGGAGUCCAGGUGAAACAAUUUUCUUUGAUCUAUCAAAUUGCUAAGAAAUGCAACUAGAACAACAUAAAGUUCAUGUUUCUCACUUUGAUUCUCAAAAUGAGCUUUUUAGUCUGGCAUAUCUGAUAACUACUCUUAAAGGCUUUGACCCCAUUACCUUUGAUAACUUGACUUAAACCUCCAAGAAGUCAACAGUGGGGUUAGCGUGAACCUCAUCCAGCUCUGGGCUUUUGGUGAGCUGUAGGAGAUUAAGAUUAUGUGCCAUUUGAAAGAGGGCCUAUAAAGGUUGAAAAUUAAAAGAUCAUGUAACAAAACUUAAGCCUGUCUUACAAUGCAGCUAAAGACAGACACAAGCUUUAGUUCAAGUGACAGUGGGGCCUUCCUGUGCAUUUUUUUUUUUUUUAUUUAUUAUUUGAGAUCAACUGACGCAGUUGUGCAUUUUCCAGCAUGUGCUGAGAUUACAGUUGUAGAAUGAUGCAAUCUCUGCGGAGUUCUGUUCUAUGCCACUGUACAAAAAAUAUUGCACAUUGUAGCAGAUCCAAAAAUGAAUUUUCUUCCAUAUGCAUACUGAGGAAAAGGCAGAAACCUUGUUAUCUAUCAAACGUCUCCUAAAUCCAACAGUACAGGUCACAAAUGUGAUUAACAAGAUAGAAUUGUGCUUUGAAAAUGUGUUUGGUUCAGUAUGUGUUGAACAUUUUUGCAGUUGUCUGUGGGAGUUUGAUUUUACGUUUAUAAUAAACUUUCAGACUGCUGAAUACAAAGA
Messenger RNA from Thalassophryne amazonica, 2398 nucleotides. Its product is annotated as prostaglandin E synthase 3-like. The transcript has 6 exons. The record is from RefSeq and is a predicted model, not a curated record. Bases 16 to 402 code for a protein of 128 amino acids. Gene Ontology annotation, biological process: chaperone-mediated protein complex assembly; prostaglandin biosynthetic process; telomerase holoenzyme complex assembly. Gene Ontology annotation, molecular function: protein-folding chaperone binding; prostaglandin-E synthase activity; Hsp90 protein binding. Gene Ontology annotation, cellular component: nucleus; cytosol. NCBI's taxonomy places the organism in Eukaryota, Metazoa, Chordata, Actinopteri, Batrachoidiformes, Batrachoididae.